AUCAAGUAAAAACAACAAAAAAUGUAAGCUUCCCUUGCCCUGUCUUUACCCUUGAGUAUAUAAGAUGCACUGCCUGUGCAGUGCAUCUUAUAUCUUUGUCUCAGACAAAGAUGGCUUCUCUUACGCUGGUGCUGCACCUUCUGGUUCUGCUGUCAUCGGCAUCUGCGUGGUACUAUAGAAGUUACUACAGAUACUAUGGAAGUUCACUGACAUUCACCUCGAAAGGACAGACUUCUAAUGGCAAAUACAAGGUGGAACUUCGCAACCAACAAACCCAUUACUAUUGCUACCGGGCUGGUUACACAUGCUUUUCUGGUGACUGUGGAUCAGUUACCCAGUCCUCCACUGCAUCUAUUCCCAGUAAUUCCUAUGGAAUCAGAUCGUGUCAGUAUGAGGUGCUGGUGAAAAGAAACCUCUACAGUAACCGACCAUUUGAGAUCCGAUACCCCAGUUACAUCUAUUUCUACUAUGGCUACGGAUACUGGGUAAACAAUAUCAGAAGCAAUAUGGCUAAAUGGAGUGUGUUAGGACAUGUGGACCUGGGAACCAGAUCAGAUACUGGUGAAUCUAACAGAUCUCCCAUCUUCACCAUGCCUCCCAUUAUCAGAGUAACCCGAAACUGUCCACGGUCAUUCAAUAUGUCACUGUUCGACCCCGAUGGUGACCAUGUCAGAUGCAGAGUACCGACAAACAGAAGCUCACAUGAAUGUGGACUGUGUGGUCUGACUAAUGGUCUAUCUUUAGAUCCGAACUCCUGCUCUUUAAGGUAUACCAGUACUGGAAGAACUGGAAAUCAUCCAGUUGAGCUGGUGGUGGAGGACUUUCCCAAUAGAGACAUUACUUUGUCCUACUCUGAUGGAUACUACACAUCAAAGCACCCCCUUUCACAUAGAGCACGAAAGCGUAGACAAACUGUCCUGACCACCAACGCUGCUGUUGCAUCAACCCCCAUGGCUGUAAUGACCACUGCCACAACAGCCCGGACAAAUGCCGUGAGUAUCUCCACGACCACCACAGCAGCCCCAAUAAACGCCAUCUAUACCCCAACGACCACCACAGCAGCACCGCCGACCACCACAGCAGCCCCAAUAAACGCCAUCUAUAUCCCGACGACCACCACAGCAGCACCGCUGACCACCACAGCAGCCCCAAUAAACGCCAUCUAUACCCCAACGACCACCACAGCAGCACUGACAAACACCACAGCAGCCCCAAUAAACGCUAUCAAUACCCCGACGACCACCACAGCAGCACCGCCGACCACCACAGAAGCCCCAAUAAAUGCCAUCUAUACCCCGACGACCACCACAGCAGCACCGCCGACCACCACAGAAGCCCCAAUAAACACCAUCUAUACCCCGACGACCACCACAGCAGCACCACCGACCACCACAGAAGCCCCAAUAAAUGCCAUCUAUACCCCAACGACCACCACAGCAGCACUGACAAACACCACAGCAGCCUCAAUAAACGCUAUCAAUACCCCGACAACUACCACAGCAGCACUGACAAAUGCAACCACUACCAGGGUGAAUCCCACAGGUGCACCGAUGACCCCGACCACAACAACCAUCACUCGGAGCCGUUACAUAUCAUCCAUUGCACCAUUAAGCAAACUUCCAUUGCAGUUUACCAUUUAUGUGGACUCCCACUACGCUCCUUCAUGUGUGGAUGGUGAUUAUUUUCCAAUUUUCUUGGCACCAACUCCACGCAAUGGAGUGAAUCUUCCUGCCUGGAUCAACCAGACACUUGAAGUCAAAGUCAUAUCUACAGCACGAUACACCACGAUUUAUAACUUGAUUGUCACUGGACCAAAGGGCAUUUCAAAAGUAAAAACCUCCACAGAUGAAUAUACCAUAAAAUGGACACCAACUCUUGAUGAAGUGGAUGAUCAUUUUCCCAUUUGUUUUGUUUCUGAAGCAAGAGACCGAUACCAUCGCAUCUAUCAUUCAGAGCCACGAUGUGUCACUGUUGAUGUUGGACACCAAGAGGCCACAGUGACCUGCAAUGAAACGACAAUAAUGGUUGAAGUGCUCAAGUCCUACCUCAUCAGACGCAAUGAACACAAUCUGCACCUGAAUGACUACACUGAUCCUUCCUGUAACCUGUCCACACUGUCCAACAAUACCCACGUGGUGGCUGUCAUGUCACUGAGCAGCUGUGGAACCAAAGUAGAGGAGGAUGACGAUAACAUCAUGUUUAAGAACGAUAUCACAUCUGCCGACCCAAAUGAAAUUAUUUCCAGAAAACAUGAUGUGGACAUUGCCAUCUUCUGUGCCUACCCCAAACGAACCAACCUGACUCUGGGAUUCAGACACAAAAACCCAUACGCCUUCUCAGAGAAAGGUUUUGGUGCUUUCACAUUUCGCUUUGAGUUCUUUGAGUCUCAGAGGUUCAGAACACAAGUGGAUGCCAGCUCUUACCCAGUGGAGGUCUACCUCAAACAAAUGAUCUUCAUGCAGAUCGAAGCUACAACCUCCAUCCCCAACACAGAGCUGUUCGUGGAGUCCUGCAGGGCGACUCCCUAUGACAACUCAAAUUCUCGCAUCAAGUACACCAUCAUUGAAAAUGGGUGUGUGAAGGAUAAAACAGUGGAAAUUUACCCCAGCUCCAGGACUCAGUUCAGAUUUGGAAUGGAGGCUUUUGAAUUCAUUGGUGCUCAUGAAGAGGUGUACAUCACCUGUUCAGUCCUCCUGUGUGAGACUGGUGUUGCUGGAACCAGGUGCUCUCGCGGAUGCAUCCAAUCAGGAAAUCAUCGUAGCAGAAGGGAAGCUGCAGCUGAAAGUAGUCAUCACUCCAUUUCCCAGGGACCUUUGCACCUGAUUAAACCAUCUGACAGCAAAGUGAAUGGCCCAAGCUUCAAUCUUGGCUUGAACGUGGUUUUCAUUGUUGGCUGCCUCGUGGCGGUCACAGUGGUCAUCUACCGAUCUAAGAGGUCCAGGGCUAAAUAUCAACGUCUGCCAACUUCAGAUGUAGAGUGAGAAGAUCUUCAUCCAGAUGUCGAAAAAACAUGUUUAUCUUUGCAUCAUAAUUUGAUUAUUCAUGGGUUUGAUAAUUAUCAUAUAUUCUGAAGUAUAUGGAUGUGUGUUUUAUUUUUUCUUUGCCUGCCAACUUCAGAUGCAGAAUGAAAAAAAGGAGAGGCAUCUUAAAUUACCCUAACCAUCCUGUUAAAGAAAAAAAAACUAUUUCAUGUUUAUCUUUAAACCUUUGCUACUGAUUUGUAUCCUUGUUAAAAAGUGUAGACAACAUAUGUUUUGACUCUGAUUAUGGCAUACAUUAGCUGUGGUAUUCAUAACACUGCCCCUAUAGACUUGUACUGUAAACACUAGGCAUGAUGGGUAGUGACUUCAUCCACCUUACUUCUCACACUGACACACCCAUCCCUCUGGAACAGGAUCAUUGCAAGCUAUUGAACCAAUAAGCUUACAUCUACGUCUCCAUCAGGAGCCCAUAUAAGGGGCUCCUCUGGUCCAGUGUGGUGACGGGUCAUUUCACCUCAUAUGUCUCUACAUCAUAGACUCUCCUGGACUGUCACCACCCUGAUCCCGUCACUUUGCAGACUCUGUAGUUUCCACCCAGUUGUGUUUGUUACCCAUGUCCUUGUUUUCUGUUAAUAAACACCAUUUCUCCAUUCAGCA
Sphaeramia orbicularis (orbiculate cardinalfish) is the source of this 3638-nucleotide messenger RNA. RefSeq lists its product as uncharacterized. The transcript is spliced from 13 exons. NCBI's taxonomy places the organism in Eukaryota, Metazoa, Chordata, Actinopteri, Kurtiformes, Apogonidae. The record is from RefSeq and is a predicted model, not a curated record. The coding region runs from base 111 to 2981 and encodes 956 amino acids.